Molecule: messenger RNA, 3988 nt
Organism: Phyllotreta striolata
Lineage: Eukaryota; Metazoa; Arthropoda; Insecta; Coleoptera; Chrysomelidae
Source: the annotation of a GenBank genome assembly
CACGGUUAAAAUUUUAAAUUUCCACAAAUAUUAAUAAGUUUAGAACCGAUUUUGGCAGUGAAAUGAGGCAAAAGUUAGAAAACUAGAAUACACAUUACAAAUUCAAACAAACAAAAAGCGCGCCCCGUAUCAUAUCAUCAAGGUGGUUGGAAAGUCAUUUCCCGGUUACCACCAGUCAAGGAAUCGAAGACAUAAAUCGGAUUAAAAAGGUGAUUCUAACGAACAUGCACAAGAAAUACACAAAGCUACAAUUACCAAAAAAUACCCGAACACUUGCUAAAAUUAAACAAAGAUAGGCGAGUAAAUUAAUGUAAAUCUACAGUAAUAGGUGGUAGAAAUAAUUUUGGCAAAUAUUUUAGUUCAUUCACCGAUAUAAAUAGAAAACGUGUUAGCUGGAUAGAUAGCAAAAAAAAUUCAAAAAACAACGAGGAGAAAAAAAAUCGACGCAACAGCAAAAGCAUGCUUUCCAACAACGAAUUAAAAACCUGGAAGUUCUCGAUGGUCCUUUAUAGAAAAAAAAACGACUCAAUUUUAGUAACCCUAUACGAAACGCAAUGCGAGAUUGAGAUUGAGAUGAGCAUUUCAUAAAUCCCGAUAAAUCUAACAUGGAGAUUGUGCAAAACAUGCCGUACCUUUCAAUAAACAAAUUCCGAUAACAGAUAGCAAUCAAGGUCAUCACUCGCCGCAACAACGACACACACACCAAACGAUUCGCUGAGAUUAUUAUUAUUAUUAUUAUUAAAGCGAUUCGCGGAAAAACUAAAACUGGCCGAUGGAAAACUUUCACUAAAAAUACCCGGUGAAAUUCGAUAACGCCAGUCGCGCGACGAACUGCGAAUUGAAACAACAAAAACGAUUUUCCUCCUCGCCUCCUCCGGAUUAUUUUAAGAAACGAUGACCGAACGACGGUACCGAGAAAUCGCGGCUGGGCGAUCUGUUGAUUGGACGCGCGACGAUCACGUGCGAGACGCUGUUAUUCUGUCUUUUCACGGGCGAACCUUCAUCGCUCCGCUACCGCAACGAGACUAUUCCGUUCUAUUCGCUGUUCCGCUGAAUAAAACCGCAUUGGCCAUUGAAUGUCACAUUCGAUGUUCGAUUGCGCCGCGACAGCGACUCGCUUUCGUCGCCGGUUUCCCGUACAAACCGGACCGUCCGGCAACGCCGCUUCGUUUACACUUUAUCGAGGUAUCGGCUUGUUUGUCGCCGAUUUUCGGUACAAACCGGACCAUAUGGCAACGCCGCUUCGGAGGAAUAUACAGGUUGAUUCAUUUUAGUUCGCAAUGUAGGUAAUAUAGGCUACGGGGGUGCGAUAAAGACAACUUUCGCACUUUAACCCACUGUUAUUUUAAUAAUCUUUUUUUGUUUAAUUCGUAGGAACGACCGUAUUGCAAACUGAAACGCAUUCAAGGUGUAUAUUCACUGAUUUUCGGUUCGUUGUAGUCCCGAGUAAGCGACAACGUCGCAUUUUUGCGUUUGUCGGCGGUUUAUCGUACGGACGAGACCGCGUGGCAACGCCGCAUUUGGACAAAAUAUCGUUUAGAAACGUUAGAUUAGAUUAAGAUGGGAUGUUAAUUCGAAAAUGUUACUGAAUUAGUAGCUAAAAUGGACUUACCGAGAGAGCGCCAGCUUCCGAAAUUGAGAUAAUAAUUGUGGAAUGUUUGCACCAUAUUUAGCGAAAAAUCUCGGGAGAUUUCUUAAGCUUCAUUUGCGAGUCGAGCGAAAACCACUAAAAAUCUUCAAAGAUUCGAUAUCGCAUUUAUACGAAAUGCAAAAAUAAAUUUCAUAGACGGCGUUUCGGUUUUUUGCCUGCUCGAAUAUCGCCGAAAAUACCACCCGAAUUACACCCUUAUAACGCGAUCGUAACGGUUAAAAAUAACCGUAGGUUCGGUCGAAAUUGAUAGGAUUCCGAAUUUCCAAACCGGCGCGAAAAGAUGUAUUUCCGCGCGGUUUACCUUUCUAUCUUGUUAUAUAGGAAAAACCCGCCGGCGGGACGCCCGUGAAUAACUCGCAGCCGGCGCGAUUUAAUCGCUUUUCCCCGCUUCUGUUAAUUGCUUUUCCCCGAUACGUAAUUUCCACGUUAACGAUUCGGAUCAAUUGAUUCGCCAAACAACAUUAUGCAAAUUCGCUUGCGCCAUUCAACAGCAAAUCCGAUCGAUUUAUUAACUUGCUAAUUUAUUUAUAGGUAUAUAUAACGAAAUGAGCGGAUGCGGAGACAACACCCCUUUCGGAAACAGAACCCCGAUACCCUCCUGCAAAAAAUUCAACCCCCACAUUCCCUGCAACAAACUCGCCCUGCUCGCUUUGGAUAAAUCCCUCAAACAUAUGCAAGAUGGUGAUAAUCUUAAUCUCCACCCCGGUGCAAAAGAUGUUUUCGACGCCGCGAUUGACGAUGGACGGCGAAGGGGACGGCAUCAAGAACACCAGGAAACUGGCGACGAUGUCGGAGAAGAAAAUGCGCGCCCGGAAGAUCUUCGAAGAGAACAAACCGACGAUGACGGGCGAGCAGAAACGCGCCCGGUUCUGCUUGAGCAAGUCGAUGAGCGUCGCCGAGAUAACGCCUACCAGGAGCAAACCCCGAAGGAAACCAACGCCGAAACUGGAGCAGCUGGACCUGAGCGGCCUCUCCGGCGCGUCGAGCGACGACAAUCCGCUGGCGGUGGUGCUGCACGCGACGCCCCGCCGCCCGGCGGCGGCGUCGCGACGCUGCUCGCGAGACUGGGCGGCGUGCAAGGUGUACGGGCGGCUGUUGCUGUGCGUCUGGCGCCGGUACGGGGCGCGUUUGCGCGCCCUCUCCGACUCCAACGGGUCCCAACAGAACCAGAUCAGCCAAUUGGAGUUGCAAGUGGACUUCCUGAAGAACAUGAGGAACUCGGAAUGCGACAAGAGGAACGAGGCGCUCGCGGAGUGCGUGAAAUUGAAGAGGAAAAUCGAGCUGUUGGAGUUGGAAAAAGACGAUUUAAACGAAACGAUCAAACGUAAUCGAGACGAAUUGGAGGAGGUCAAGGGACACUUGAGAUACGCCGAAAUGGACGCGAACAAAUAUUCCGAGAGGCUGAAGAACGCCAAAGAGCAGCUGAAGAAGAGGAAAGAUGAAAAGCAAGAAUUACUCGUUAAUUUAGGCAAUCACGUGGACGAAAUACACGAGCAAAAAUCGAUUAUCAUCGAUUUGGAAGCGGCCCUCAAAAUCGCUGAAAAGAACCUCCGCAACGCCGAAUCGAAUUUACUCGUCAAAGAAAACGAAUGCGACCAGCUUUCCCGGAACCUCGAGUCGAAGUCGAAGGCGAACGUAUCGCUGAAGAACGAAAUCAACGAUUUGCAGAACUUGAUAGCGGAGCUGCGGAACCGUUCGGAGCAAUUCGAGGACGAGUUGAGGUGCUGCGCAGCGCACAUGGAGGAGCUGAAGGACGAGAAUCGCGGCGCCCAGGACGAGUUGGCGCGGCUGCGGACCGAUCUAUCGACGGAGAGGAAGAAAUAUUGGAGCGGGAGUAAGAAAGGACUGGCUUUAUUGUCUCUAACGGCGCUGCAAAAGCUCGCCGAAGUCGUAUUAUUGGUUUAUCACGAAUAUUGAGUGUCGUUUUUUUUAUUUUAUUUACAAAGCGUUUAUUCGUAUGUAUUUUUCUCGUAAGUGGAUGGCUAUUAACAAUUUUUUUAUAGUGGAUUUUAAAUAAAUAUUUUACUUGUAAUUGUCGCGUUCCCGCUAGUAGAGCGACUCGAAGAAAUGAGGUAUAUAAAUUUUGAUUUUUGAGUAGUCGCUUUACUAGCAAGAAAUUCGUUUCAAUUUUGUUCACGUUAAAAUUUGAAACAUGUGCUGUUUAUAAUUGCAUCCUACGAACUAAUAUAAUACAUAAUAAUCGUUAAAAACCUAAAAAAAUUACAAUAAAUAACGAAGCGUAAAAUGAAUCACAGCUGUGUGGCGUCAAACCAUUCCGAAGCCCUCCGUUCCUUCGCUAAUCGCCAGCAAAAGGGACUUCUCGAAAUGCUCGUAACA